Messenger RNA from Amaranthus tricolor (Joseph's coat), 1068 nucleotides. RefSeq lists its product as uncharacterized. Lineage: Eukaryota; Viridiplantae; Streptophyta; Magnoliopsida; Caryophyllales; Amaranthaceae. The transcript has 4 exons. Bases 1 to 1068 code for a protein of 355 amino acids. The record is from RefSeq and is a predicted model, not a curated record.
AUGGAACACAAGCAGAUGUUAAACUUGGGGAUUUAUGUUUUUGACAAAUGCGGUUGUGUACUUCAAAGAACCCACGGAUUACCUUGCGCGUGUUACCGUUACUUGUCAAUCAGGUCUCAUGGUUCAUUGUACUUGGACGAUAUACAUCCAUUUUGGAAAACGUUAAAGUACUUAGAGGCAGAAGAAGACGCCAACGAAGAAGUAUGGCACGCAAACGUCGAUGAUAAAGAGUACUUUCAAUCGUUGGUGGAUGAAGUUUUAAAAGCCGACCCCGCAGUUGUACGACGCAUGUCUCAAGUACUUGAGCAUGAACUACACCCUGAUGAUACCAAUAAACCUGAGGAAGGGAAGACCAACGACAACCAGAACCGUCAGGAGAAACAAAAAUCUUCAUCACGCGGGAGAUCUAGUGGUAGAUCUAGCAACCGAUCAAACCAAUCGUCAGUUGGAAUUAACUUCAGUUUCAACUUAUCUGGUACCUAUCGUUCAGCAGGUCGUGAUUUUUCACUUUUUUCGUGGCCAAAUCACAUCCCGUAUAUUCUUCCACCAUACCUGUUUGAUUGGAUCGAUGUUAUAGGUGACGGAAACUGUGGAUUUAGAGCUAUUACAGUCACAGAGUUAAGGGAGUUGGUGGAGAAUGCUAUAUACAUAAUUGGUGCCCAUAGCAAAGGACCUGCCCUGCACAGUCACUGGAUGGAAAUGACAGCAUUGUAUUCUGCAGCAACGUUUCUCAACAUUGCAAUUGCGUAUUAUGGCUGUACCGAUGGUAAUUCAAUGUAUAAAUGUUUAGUGCUUUCGGUAAGGAGAACAGGGGGAAUGCAUGGUGUUAAUAAACUUGUACAUAUUCUUUGGGUGAACGGAAAUCAUUAUGUUCAGCUUUUAAUGAACGAUGAUUCAUCUCUACUGCCGCCAGUCCAGCAAAAUUGGAGAGCAGCAGCUAAAAAUUCAUGUAGAGAUUUAGAGAGACAGUAUCGCAACAUGAUAUCACUUUGGAAUAGACUAUGUGGCAUACAACGACCACAACAUAAUAACACCGCCGAAGAUGCAGUCAAUUUAGAUACUCCAUAG